GAGUUGUAGCGUAACAGAAUAUACUGAGCUGACCCGGAGCUUGAGUUAAAAUGGCAUGACUACGCCGUCGUACUUUAGAGGGCAUACGAUGCGCAUGUGCCAAACUAAAGCGCGUCGUUCGCUAUUCACCGGUCCGGCCUUGCCUGUACCCAUUUCACCAACACCCGUUACGAUCCUGCGGUGUGCACUGUUAUACACAUGUAUCGACAAUCGUCCUAUCAUUGUGUCUGUGUGUGAUUCUGGUUGCUCAGUUUUCCAAUCAUCACUACAGACUACAUGUAAAUAUUUAAGAUAUGAAUGACAGUGACUCACUAACCAGCAAAACUCGAGUUCACUAACCAGCAAAACUCGAGGUCUGCAUACUGGGUGAAAGAGAAGUGGUGUAGGAUACCUGUUGGAAACAACCUUAUCCUACGUGAGUGUACUUAACCUGUCAAAAGGACAAAACCUGUGGAAAGAACUAAACGGCCCAGUAAAUCAUACACUGGAGACAUUUCCACAUGCUGUACACUGAAAGAGGGGCCUCGUUAUAUUCCAGAGAAGUAAUGCUAUUAUAGUUAUGAAUUCCUCAAUGCAUCGAUAAACAAGACUGGUGCGUAGGUCAAAGGUUUUGAAUGUGACGCGUUUAGGAUUGUGUUGAACUUUGAUCUCACUUACAGAGAAAUAUGGAGCACCGUCUGUCAUUCAUGAAGACAGAGGAUAAAUUAUGUAUCUGUAGCGAGUGUGGGAAAGUUUUUCAUCAAGUAGGUAACUUACAGAAACACCCACGGAAAAAAGGAGAAAAACCUUAUCAGUGUGAUCUCUGUAGUAGAGCGUUUAGUGAGAAAGGACACUCACAAACACAGGAGAGGGAGGAAACGGGUCGAAAGCCUGCGAAAUGCAGUGUCUGUGAGAAGGAAUUUAUUGAUACGUUCGACUUACAGAGACACAUGAGGACCCAUACAAGUGAGAGACCUUAUAUAUGUGAUGUCUGCGGGAAGACGUAUCGUCAGAAAAUGGAUCGACAAAGACACAUGAAGAUACAUACAAGUGGUAAACCCCAUAAAUGUGACAUCUGUGAAAAGACAUUUCGUCAGACAUUUGAUUUACAGAGACAUAUGAGAACACACACAGGUGAUAAACCUUAUCAUUGUGAUCAUUGUAGCAAAGCAUUCAGUACUGCCGGGAACUUACAGAGACACGUAAGGAUACACACAGGUGACAGGCCGUAUAAAUGUGAUGUAUGUGAAAAAGCGUUUAGUCGAGUUGGAGCCCUACAGAUACACAUGAGAACACACACGGGCGACAAACCGUAUAAAUGCGACUUCUGUGGGACAAAAUUCAGUUGCGCUGGAACCCUAAAUACACACAAGAGGACACAUACAGGUGAAAAACCGUAUACGUGUAAUUUCUGCGAGAAAGCUUUUACUAGCGGCGGAACUUUACAAAUACACAUUAGGAUACACACGGGUGAUAGACCGUAUGAGUGUGGAACAUGCGGGAAGGCGUUUAGCAGUGCGGGAACCUUGCAUAUACAUAUGAGAACACACACUGGUGAUAAACCUUAUAAAUGUGAUGUCUGUGGAAUGGCAACCAGAAGUUUUGGAGCCUUACAGACACACAUGAGGACCCACACAGGGGAAAGGCCUUAUCAAUGCAAUAUCUGUGGAAAGGCAUUCAGUAUUUCUGGUAAUCUGCUCAGACACGUACGGACACAUGCAGGUAAAAAAUCAUUUAUAUGUGAUGAUGUGGAAAGAAGUUCAGCAACUCUGGACACUUAAAAGCAGCACAAAAGGGUAUGCCAUGGUGAACAGCUUAAAAAAAGUGAUGUUUGUGGGAAGAAUAAAAAUCGAUUACUUACAGAAACUCAUAGUGACACCUGUGUGAAAUUUUUAAUAUAAUUUACGAGAUGGUCAUCAAGAAAACAGAUUUUUGCAAAAUGGUGACAUGUCCAGAUGAAAAAAUCGGAUGGAAAAGUGUUUUAAUUGUGAUGAAUUAUAAUUAAAGACCAUCAAUGGCAGAAGGAUUUAAGCGAUGAUUUAAAACUUUAUACCUUUUUGAUUUUAUAUGAACAUACAGAGAAUUUUUGUAUAUUUUUAUUAUGUACAGAUCUUUAUAUACUCUUUUGCAUGGUAGUAGUUAAGUAGAAAAUGUUGGUUUUAGAGCAAUAUUAAACAUUUUAUGCAUCAUUCAAAUAUA
Messenger RNA from Ostrea edulis (European flat oyster), 2178 nucleotides. RefSeq names its product zinc finger protein 664-like. Lineage: Eukaryota; Metazoa; Mollusca; Bivalvia; Ostreida; Ostreidae. The coding region runs from base 666 to 1760 and encodes 364 amino acids. Gene Ontology annotation, biological process: regulation of transcription by RNA polymerase II. Gene Ontology annotation, molecular function: RNA polymerase II cis-regulatory region sequence-specific DNA binding; DNA-binding transcription factor activity. The record is from RefSeq and is a predicted model, not a curated record. The transcript is spliced from 3 exons.